AAUGUAAAAUUAUGCAAGUACCAAUAGCAUAAAAUACAACAAAAUUUCCUUGCGAAAACGUUGCAAUUAGAUGUAAUGAUGGCUGGGACUACGGUUUCGUUAGUAAGAAGCUUAUCAAUUGCAACGCGAUUCGCUUUACAAAAUUCUAAAUUAAAUAAAUUUACUUGCUGUACGGCGAAAGUACUCUCUGCUUCGCGAUACAAUUAUGACUUUACUCGCUGUUUAUCUGCAUCUCCCAAAGAAUUAAUCAAGUUCAGACAAUUGGUACCAAAACAAAACCUUUAUCAUGAUCAGAAAUUAUUGCAAAUCCCGAAGUAUCCCAUUGAUAUACACUGCAAUAAUUUCUCAAUGUUUAAAAGAAGAAAUAAUCCAGGCAAAAAGAAGAAACGAAUUCCAAAAUUAAUAUUAUUGCAAAAUCCAUUUAAUUGGCUCAUGACAAAAAUAGAUUUCACUGUAUUAAGGCGUGUCUGGGAUCCUACUUUUCGUGAAAAAGAAUUUAGAUUCGGAACCACACAGGCAAUAUCUCGUGUGACCCACAUUAUAAGCGAGGGUCAGCUCGAAGAACUGAACGGCUUGCUGACGAAACCGGCCCGUGUAAGUUUGUUGCGUGAGCUUGAACGUAAUUGGGGCGAAAAACAGAGAGCUCUGCUGGCUCUGAAACAUGAGGACAUACAAAUCUCUUCACCACGGAAAGUUUAUUUCAUUAGGAUUGCUGAUAAAAAGUUUUGUGAUGUUGAUAUGGCCUUCUUAGCGCUCAAAUGGGCUCCGAUAAACAACAUAGAAGCGUUGAUAUUUACUGAAAUAUUUGCACGUUUUCAUCGAGAAUAUACGCCGAAUUGCAUCCCUGAAUGGACCAUUGCGUAUUUUAAAGUUACUCGGUUCGAAGUUCUACGCAAGUAAUACAGAACAAGUCAUUCAUUUUUUAUAAGAUACAAAUAUUAUGUAAUAAUUACAUUUUUAAUGUAUUUCUUAAUCAUUUUACUAUACAUUAAUAUAAA
Messenger RNA from Colias croceus (clouded yellow), 998 nucleotides. RefSeq names its product m-AAA protease-interacting protein 1, mitochondrial. Gene Ontology annotation, cellular component: mitochondrial inner membrane. NCBI's taxonomy places the organism in Eukaryota, Metazoa, Arthropoda, Insecta, Lepidoptera, Pieridae. The transcript has 4 exons. Gene Ontology annotation, biological process: inner mitochondrial membrane organization; protein insertion into mitochondrial inner membrane from matrix. The coding region runs from base 76 to 900 and encodes 274 amino acids. The record is from RefSeq and is a predicted model, not a curated record. Gene Ontology annotation, molecular function: ribosome binding.